UCGGCGGCGACAGCGCGAGCGGCAGUGCUGCAAAGACUCGACCCCAUGCCACUGUUCUGUGCACAAUGACUGGCCGCUCGCGUAGUGCGCCGCUACUCUUGGCCCUCGUGGCUGCAUUCCUGCCGCUAGCCGACUAUGUUGCAGGCGCGGGUGGCGGGGGGAUGUUUGGUGAUGUCAACAUUUCCGCCAUACUGGAUUCCUUUAGCAUAAGUUACGACAAAAGAGUAAGACCAAACUACGGAGGACCGCCCGUGGAAGUGGGGGUUACCAUGUACGUGCUCUCCAUCAGCUCUCUGUCAGAAGUCAAAAUGGACUUCACGUUGGAUUUCUACUUCCGACAGUUUUGGACGGACCCCCGAUUGGCCUAUAAAAAGAGGCCAGGCGUCGAGACGCUCUCAGUGGGGAGUGAUUUUGUCAAAAACAUUUGGGUUCCUGAUACAUUUUUUGUAAAUGAAAAGCAAUCGUAUUUCCAUAUAGCGACUACUAGUAACGAAUUCAUACGUAUCCACUACUCAGGCUCUAUCACUAGGAGUAUCAGAUUGACCAUCACUGCAUCUUGCCCUAUGAACCUUCAAUAUUUCCCAAUGGAUCGCCAAUUGUGCCACAUAGAAAUAGAGAGUUUCGGGUACACUAUGAGAGACAUUCGGUACCACUGGAAGGACGGGCUCAUGAGCGUCGGCAUGAGCAACGAGGUGCAGCUGCCCCAGUUCCGUGUGCUGGGGCAUCGUCAACGGGCCACGGUGGUGACCCUGACCACAGUCGGCUACACCAUGCGGGACAUCCGAUACAAAUGGAACGAGGGGCCCAACUCUGUGGGAGUGUCGAGCGAAGUGUCGCUCCCGCAGUUCAAGGUGCUCGGACAUCGGCAGCGGGCCAUGGAGAUCUCGCUCACUACAGGAAAUUAUUCAAGAUUGGCCUGUGAAAUACAGUUCGUUCGCUCUAUGGGAUACUAUCUUAUCCAAAUUUACAUUCCUUCUGGGUUAAUUGUAAUUAUAUCGUGGGUGUCUUUUUGGUUAAACCGGAACGCUACGCCAGCCCGCGUGGCACUGGGCGUGACCACUGUACUCACCAUGACCACUCUCAUGUCAUCGACAAACGCCGCUCUACCUAAAAUAUCGUACGUGAAGUCGAUUGAUGUCUAUCUGGGAACCUGCUUCGUGAUGGUCUUCGCCAGUUUAUUAGAAUACGCGACUGUGGGAUACAUGGCGAAGAGGAUACAGAUGCGGAAACAGCGUUUUGUAGCGAUACAGAAAAUAGCUUCCGAGAAAAAAAUAAAUAUGGACUGCGCGCCGAGCGGUGACAAUCACACUAUGUCCAAAAUGAAUACGUUAGGAAGGUGUCCUCCUGGCAGACCAUCUGAGGUCCGCUUUAAAGUGCAUGAUCCAAAAGUACAUUCAAAGGGUGGUACGCUAGAAAAUGCAAUAAACGGUGGCCGUGCUGUAGAAGAGGAUAACCCGGGAAGCCAAGCAGCUCAUAUACUUCAUCCAGGAAAGGACAUCAGCAAGCUACUAGGAAUGACUCCUUCUGAUAUUGAUAAGUAUUCACGCAUCGUGUUUCCAGUGUGCUUCGUAUGUUUUAACCUUAUGUAUUGGAUAAUCUACCUUCACGUUUCCGACGUCGUGGCUGAUGAUCUGGUUCUUCUGGAAGAGGAUUAAUGGAGGGCGUUUAUUGACAUCCACUUAUUUCUCCACACUUUAUUCAAUAAUAAUUUGAAACACUUUCGAAAUAAUAACUUAGAUGAUGAUUCUAAAAUUAUAAUGCUAGACUGCGUUCUAAUAAAUUUGUAGUGGUAGCUAUUUCUUGAUAAUUCUAGAUAAAAAAGUAAUAAAUACUAAAUCUAGGAUAAUAUUUAAAUAAAAGACUUGAAAGUAUGAAUAAUUGUAGAUGUCUUUAUAUAAGGGUAAGAAAAUUUUAGUGUUUUCUUCUCUCUUGUGAAUAAUAGAACAGAAAGAAAGAAAACAAUAGACUGAAUAUUGUAAUUUUGAUCCGUUUUAAAAGCGUUCUCUAAAUUUUCAAUAACCUCUUUGUUAUAUUUAUUGUUAAUGAAACGCUAGAAAAUUUUAGUCUUUCAAUUAAGUGUUGCAAUAAAAUUUCUAAAUAUUAUAUUUUUUAACAUACAUGCAAUUAAAAGAUAUAGUAUUUAGGUAGUUAAAAUGGAAAUUUAUUAGUUUAAUCAAAAUACAUAUAAACUAAUAAUAAAAUAAUAUUUGAUAUUUAAGCUUCCACAUUAUUUGAAUCAUCGUUAAUGGUCUUUGAUGGGAUAGCUUUAAUAAUUUAAAAUGUUUAUAUGUAUAUUAUCAUAUCAAUAUUUGGUGUAUGAGAAGAUUAUAGUAAUAGUUCAAACGAUCAUCGAUGUGGGCAAAAGGGUAUAAACAACUCAAUAAAUACACUGGCAGAAUUAUGAUUUCUAUGUAAAUAAAGAAAAAAUAAAUGUAAAAGUUUCCAAUAGACUAAAUAAGUUUUAAAUUUUGAUUUAAUAAUAACAUGUAAAACUAGACAAAUUUUCAUUAUUUAUGUUAAUAU
Molecule: messenger RNA, 2523 nt
Organism: Bicyclus anynana (squinting bush brown)
Lineage: Eukaryota; Metazoa; Arthropoda; Insecta; Lepidoptera; Nymphalidae
Product: gamma-aminobutyric acid receptor subunit beta-like
Exons: 11
Coding region: 66-1655 (529 amino acids)
Biological process (GO): nervous system process; chemical synaptic transmission; signal transduction
Cellular component (GO): membrane; synapse; neuron projection
Molecular function (GO): GABA-A receptor activity; extracellular ligand-gated monoatomic ion channel activity; neurotransmitter receptor activity
Source: RefSeq, a predicted model, not a curated record